Lathyrus sativus (Indian pea) is the source of this 543-nucleotide messenger RNA. NCBI's taxonomy places the organism in Eukaryota, Viridiplantae, Streptophyta, Magnoliopsida, Fabales, Fabaceae. The record is from the annotation of a GenBank genome assembly.
AUGAUCAUGAUCGCCGACACCGUCACUGUUAUCGCCGCCAAAAGCAUCUGUAUCCUCCGUGGCUAUCAAUUCUCCGUCACCGAUUCAUCUCCCGAACAGAUCUCAGCUAUGAUACACCCUUGCGAUGCGGUGGCGCCACCGCCGGUGAAACCUAGUACACAUAGGACAUCGAGGAGGACGCUUACCCGGAGAAGACGACGAACUAGACGGAAGUUGUCGGGCGAUGAUUCGGGAGGGGAGGGGUUAUUCUUUGGCGGUGAAGGCGAUGGUGUUUUUGGAGGUGGAAGUGGAGGUUUUGGUGGUGGUGGUGGUGGAGGUGGUGGUGAUUGGAAUUUUAAUAGAUUUGGAGAGGGAGAUAAUUGGGAUGAACGUUCGUCAUUGCCGGAUCCGGCGUUCGAUUUCGUUUAUCAGGUGUUGUCUUGGAUUAUGCUAUCGAAUUGUUUGCAUUUUGCUUUCAAGAAAAUUGUUAGAAUUAUUACGGAUGGAUCUAUUGUUGAUUCCGAUAGAGAAAAAGUUCCUACCAGAUUGACUCCUAUUUGCUGA